CUAGAAAGAAACAAAACUACGUUUAUCGUUGGAUAAUCAUUCUAUUCUAAAUAUUACUUUAAUACUUGAAAUUGUAAACACACUUGUAAACAUUUUAUUCCUCGUUCUGUACGACAAUAGUGAUAUAGUGAUCAUGUAUUUAUAAUUUAUAAAAGAUGGCCGAUGCAUGUACACAGGAGGAUGUGCUAUCUCAAAUAGAAUAUGCAUUUCCUAUUAUUAAAGAAGAGAUUCAAAACGAUUGCACGGAUGAACAAUUUGCCACAAUAAUUGAACAAAUAAGAGUAUUGAAAUUGACAAAUUUUGUUAAAGAUAUAGUACUUCAUCAUAUAGAAUAUUAUAUUCGUCAGAAAGUAGCACCAACGUUUUGGAAGAAGUUUGUAAAUAUUACAAGUGAACAAGAAGGUUUUGAAUUCUUCAAAAGUGCUGUGGAUGGUUUAUACAUUAGUUUAACUGAAUUUUUACCACUUUUAAAAAAGUUGGAAUAUCUUCAAUAUGAAGAUACUGAAAAAACUAUACUUCAGGCUGAUAAUAUUUUAUCAAGAUUUAAACUUAUCGUUAGGUCUACAUUAUUAAGUCAGUUACCAUUGGAUCAUGAACAUAUAAUAGAACAAUUUUAUAGAAUAGCAUUUAAUGUAUUUUGUAAUUCGGAUAAUAGUUCAUUACAUGAUUCUAGUGGAAGUGAUACGACACAUUGUGGUGGUUGUAAUCAAGAAAUAGAUAAAUGCCAAUGUCAGAUGAUAGUAUAUAUGUUUCAUGAAACUAAUAGGAAAUUAAUUGAAUUAGAAUUAUUAGAGAGAUUAGUGGGCAAUGUACUUACAUCGUUAAUACACAUUCGUAUCAAAUGUCAUGUAAGCGAGACAUGUGACAGAGUAUUUGAUAUAUCGCAACUUAAACCAUUGGAAAAUUGGCUUGAAACUGUUGUUAUGAAUUGGUUGAUAAGGAUAUAUUCAGGAGGAUUUUCAAAAACUGUUUCUUUGAGCGAUGAUAUUCGUGACGCCGUUAUUAAAUUCAAAAGAAAAUUAUCUCAUUAUUUAUAUGAGACAUACACAAGAAUUAGAAUCGAUCAAUUGUUUAAUAUCAUAAUAGAAUAUCCUGAUUCACAACCAGCAAUAGAUGAUCUUCGAAUUUGUUUGGAUAGAACGGAUCUACGCAAAGUUUUGGUGGAAACAUUACAGGAAGCACUUAAGACUAGACUUUUACAUCCAGGUGUCAAUACUCCAGAUAUAUUAACAGCAUAUAUUGCUGCUAUUAAAGCUUUGAGACAAUUGGAUCCAACAGGGGUGCUUCUUGAAACAGUGACAGAACCCAUUAAAGUCUAUUUAAGAAGUAGAGAAGAUACAGUAAGGUGUGUUGUUAGUGGAUUAUUGGACGAUUCACCUAGUGAUUUAGCUGAUGAAUUAGUGAAAGGAGAAUCCUUGCAAUUGGACGAUGGUUCAGCCGAUGAGGAAAACGAAGAUUGGGAAAAAUGGGUUCCUGAUCCAGUGGAUGCUGAUCCUGCCAAAUCUACGCAACGAAGGAUGUCUGAUAUAAUUUCAAUGCUAGUUAAUGUAUAUGGAAGUCAAGAUUUAUUUGUUAAUGAAUAUCGCACGUUAUUGGCAGACAGAUUAUUGUCUCAAUUAAAUUAUCACACAGAACGAGAAAUUCGUCAUUUAGAAUUAUUGAAAAGAAGAUUUGGAGAAAAUCAAUUACAUUAUUGCGAAGUUAUGUUAAAGGACGUGUAUGAUUCAAAAAGGAUAGAUGGAAAUAUUCAAUCGGACACAAGUUAUAGCUUAGAAAAAGAACAUUUUCCAACGUCCGCCCUAAUAUUGUCUGCACAAUUUUGGCCACCGUUUAAAGAGGAUUGGAAAUUGGAAUUGCCUAAGAUUGUACAGGACCAAUUGAAUAAAUACGUGAAGGCGUUUGAAGCUUUAAAGGGAAAUAGAACUCUUUGUUGGAAACCACAUUUAGGAAAUGUCAAUCUUGAAAUUGAAUUGAAGGAUAGAAAAUUGGAUAUAAAUGUAACACCAAUACAUGCUACGAUUAUAUUACAUUUUCAGGAUAAAAAGGAAUGGAAUUUAGAAGAGUUGGCACAAGUGAUGCAUGCUCCAGCGACGGUACUUAGACGGAAAAUAACUUUUUGGGUUUCUCAAGGACUUUUAAAGGAAAUCUAUAACGACGUUUUUGUACUUCAAGAAGAAAGUUCAUCGAAAAAUAGAACUUUGGCUGAUAUCGUCGAAGAGGAAGAAGCUGAAAGUGUAAUGGCUUCUGCUAGUGAUCAAAGAGAAGAAGAGUUACAAGUUUUUUGGUCGUACAUCGUUGGAAUGUUAACUAAUCUAGAUUCUAUGCCAUUGGAAAGAAUUCAUCAAAUGUUAAAAAUGUUUGCAUCUCAAGGCCCAGGUGCUGUAGAAUGUGGAUUACCAGAACUAAGACAAUUUCUUGAUGGAAAAGUUAGAGAACAUCAAUUAUUAUUUUCUGGUGCUCUUUAUCGACUUCCCAAAUCGUGAUAAAAUUA
Molecule: messenger RNA, 2491 nt
Organism: Vespa crabro (European hornet)
Lineage: Eukaryota; Metazoa; Arthropoda; Insecta; Hymenoptera; Vespidae
Gene: morula
Product: anaphase-promoting complex subunit 2
Exons: 8
Coding region: 156-2483 (775 amino acids)
Biological process (GO): ubiquitin-dependent protein catabolic process
Cellular component (GO): anaphase-promoting complex
Molecular function (GO): ubiquitin protein ligase binding
Source: RefSeq, a predicted model, not a curated record